Molecule: messenger RNA, 1640 nt
Organism: Hevea brasiliensis (rubber tree)
Lineage: Eukaryota; Viridiplantae; Streptophyta; Magnoliopsida; Malpighiales; Euphorbiaceae
Product: thaumatin-like protein 1b
Exons: 3
Coding region: 265-1215 (316 amino acids)
Biological process (GO): defense response
Cellular component (GO): extracellular region
Source: RefSeq, a predicted model, not a curated record
AUUUGUAUGAUUAGUUUUUGCUGGGUUGAUUUUGUGAUUUUUGUUGGGUUUUGGCUGGGUUUGAACUCUAAUCUUUCAAUCUUAAGACUAUUUUAGUAAAAUUGAACCAAGUCUUUGAUUUACGAACCAAAGUCCAAACAGGGAAAAGCAGAUAUCCCCAACUGGCUUCCCUCUUAACAAGAAAAGUAAAGUUCUUUGUUCACUCUCAACGCUAACUUCUCCUCAUUCAAUUCAAUUCAUCUUUCUCAUUUCUCUUCAUCAAUAAUGGAUCGUCUUUUCUCUCUCUCUGCCACCUUUCUUAUUCUCCUCUCGCUUUCUUCUCUCUCAGAUGUUGAACCAGCAUCUUUCAAGCUCAUCAACAAGUGCCGCUACACGGUGUGGCCUGGCUUGCUAUCCGGCGCCGGCACCGCACAGCUUCCCACCACGGGCUUUGCACUUAAUAGCGGCAAAUCAAAAACCAUAAACAUACCCAGAUCGUGGUCAGGUCGGAUAUGGGGUCGGACUACCUGUGCCCAAGAUUCCUCUGGUAAGUUUUCCUGUCAAACUGGUGAUUGUGGGUCAGGGAAGCUAGAAUGUGGCGGCAGCGGGGCUAUUCCUCCUGCCACUUUAGCAGAGUUCACGCUUAACGGCGCCGGGGGCUUGGAUUUUUAUGACGUCAGCUUAGUCGACGGCUACAACCUCCCUAUGCUCUUGAUCCCCAAGAAAACCACAAACGGCCUCUGCGGUGCCACGGGGUGUUUGAUAGACCUAAACGGCGCGUGCCCGAAGGAGUUGAAAUUGGCAGCGCGUGAGAAUGGGCAAGUUGGAAUCGCUUGUAGGAGCGCGUGCGAGGCAUUUGGGCAACCGCAGUUUUGUUGCAGUGAGGCCUAUUCUACGCCUGACACGUGCUCGCCGUCUGUUUAUUCACAGUUUUUCAAACACGCUUGCCCACGCGCAUAUAGCUACGCGUACGAUGACAAGACCAGUACGUACACAUGUGCCAACACCGAUUAUGUUAUAAUGUUUUGCCCGCCACCGUAUUCCAGCCAGAAAUUGCUGGGUAGACGAAAGGAUGGAGCGACGCUUCCCCUGGUGAAUAAGACUAUGAUGUACAUAUCAAGCAAACAUGCAAGCAGCGCAUCAUCCUCAGGUGUGGUUCCAGUACAGCUAAUUGCUGGUGCAGCCUCUAUUGUAAUGGCAGUUUUGCUCUAUUGGCCGAGUUUAUUACCCUUGUAACUAACAUUGGCCUGGACAAUUCCAGACAGAUAGUAGCACAAAUUCCAGCUGGAGAACAGAGUUAUCUUUGUCAAUGCAGUGCCAGCCUCUGUCACCUGGCAUUGUGGACGGGUUGGGAGAUCAAAUGACUGAAGUGCUGCAAAAUGGCAAUGCCUGGAGGAACUUAUAAAAAAAUAAAUAAAUAAAUAAAAAUCAAGAGUGUAUAUUCCUUCCUCUUUAUCUUUGCUAGAUUUUUGUAAUUGGGAAUACAUGUCAUUGAUUUUUUUUGGAAUGUUGUAUUUCCAUUCCUGUUAUACAUAAAUUUUAGUACAUAUAGGUUUUGGAUCAAUUUUAGUACAAAGGAAUUUUGGCAGUUUUCUUUUGAUUUGUUGUGACUGCUUUUCUUGCAUUAUUUGAAUGGUUGAAUGCAUCGCCUAUCUUUCAUC